Messenger RNA from Elephantulus edwardii (Cape elephant shrew), 1047 nucleotides. Its product is annotated as RING finger protein 113A-like. Lineage: Eukaryota; Metazoa; Chordata; Mammalia; Macroscelidea; Macroscelididae. The record is from RefSeq and is a predicted model, not a curated record. Bases 1 to 1047 code for a protein of 348 amino acids. The transcript has a single exon. Gene Ontology annotation, cellular component: U2-type spliceosomal complex. Gene Ontology annotation, biological process: snoRNA splicing. Gene Ontology annotation, molecular function: metal ion binding.
AUGGCGGAGCCGCUCGCCUCCGGACAAACGGCGGAGCAGGUGUGCACCUUCCUCUUCAAAAAGACUGGACGGAAAAGCGCUGCAGGCCUCCGGAAGCGCCAUGACCUUGAACGAGAGCCCGGGGAGAGCGGCGGAGGCGGCGGCAGCGACUGCAGCAGCGAGGAAGGCAGCGCCGUGGUUCGUCCCGCCAAGAAGCGGCCGGGCCCCCGUCGGAUGACACAGAAGGCGCGUGGCGGCGGCGGCGGCAAGCCCGGGGCAGCGUCCAGUGACUCGGAGGGUCUGGAGGAGAAGGACCCUGAGAGCCUCGGCGUGAUCUACUACAAGUCCACCCGCUCGGCGAAACCCGCGGGGCCCGAGGACAUGGGCGCCACCGCCGUCCGCGAGCUGGACACGGAGAAGGAGCGGGACGCGCAGGCCAUCCUCGAGCGCAGCCUGAAGAUCCAGGAGGAGCUGAGAGGCCGUGAGGACGACGGCAUCUACCGCGGCCUCUACAGCUACCAGUACACGAGGCCCAAGGGCGUCUCCCUGGGCAACGCCUGCUCCAGGAUGGUCAGGAAGGGCCCCGUCCGAGCGCCCGCGCAUCUGCGGGCCACCGUGCGCUGGGAUUACCAGCCGGACAUCUGCAAGGACUACAAGGAGACCGGCUUCUGCGGCUUCGGGGACAGCUGCAAGUUCCUCCACGACCGAGCGGAUUACAAGCUGGGCUGGCAGAUGGAGCGUGAGCUCGAGGAAGGACGCUAUGGCGGCCAGGAGGACCAGAACUAUGAAGUGGAAAGCCGCCAAGAGGAAGUGCCAUUCAAGUGUUUUAUCUGUCGCCAGACCUUCCAAAACCCAGUGGUCACUAAAUGCAGGCAUUACUUCUGCGAGAGCUGUGCGCUGAGGCAUUUCCGUCGCACACCCCGCUGCUAUGUCUGCGACCAGCAGACCCAUGGCAUCUUCAACCCGGCCCCAAAAUUGAUGGCCAGACUGGAGAAGAAUCGAGCUGCCAGAGGGGGUGCUCCUGGGUCCCCCAAAGACUCCCAUAAGAGUCCAGUUCCCGUUACUUAA